AUGUACUUAAACGCAAAUACCAGUCUCGGGUUGAAUUUAUCUGAUACCAGUGAAAACACUGCUGUCCCAAACAGCAUAAGUGUGGUCUCCUUCAUAGGAAUAUUUAUACUGUGUUUCUACAUCAUAGUGUAUUCUACAUCUACUGUGGGAAACUUUGUCGUUCUUUACAUUUGCCACAGAAGUGGACGAUCCGCGGCCUUUAAGCCAACGCGGACUGGAUUUUUCAAUCGUUACAUUGCCAAUCUUGCCAUUGCAGAUCUUCUUUUUACACAACUAACUGUUUUCGAUGCAGUUUAUGCGAUUCUUGCCGACUGGGUGUUUGGUGCGGCGAUGUGCAAGCUUCAAGGAUUUCUGGUCGAGCUAUGUUAUUCCGCGGCAAUUCUGACUUUGAUUGCAAUUAGCCGCGAAAGGCGAAAAUCUAUAUCCGACUUGGAAAUGAAAUCACGAAUCCAGCGAGUCAAGGAGAGAAAAAUUUUCUCGAUCAUUGUAUGGAUCGUGGCCUUUGUGCUCUGUUCGCCUCUUUUGUAUGCUUACAAUGUUGUAAAAACUCAAACAGAAAAUGGUAUCAGCCGAUGUAACAACAUUGCUUGGUUACAUAUUGGAAGGCGGAUUUAUUACAGUAUUACUAUAGUAAUACUGUUCGUUUUCCCGUUAACUAUCAUGAUCUGGACACAGCUAAAGAUCAAACGUGUUUUAAACGCGCAAGUAGUAGCAAACCAACAAAUCGCAGCGUUAACGCGAGCGCGCCAAAAGAAAGCCAGUCGAAUGCUUAGUUGUGUAACACUCGUUUUUUUCGUGUUGUGGUCGCCAUUUAUUUUGACUCGUACCCUUCGUUAUUUCGCUUGGUACGAAGGGGAAAUAAUGUGGAAACUUAGCCAGCUUUUAACUCUUGCCUCGUCGGCAGCAAACCCAUUUAUUUACAGUUUUUACAGUCUCCAUUAUAGGAUUUUUAUCAAGAGGUUAAUCACCUGCCAAUGUCGACGCUUCAUGGCUAAAAGUGAAAAUGUACCUACUUCCACAGCUAUUUCCCUAUAUUGAAAUUACGUCAAAAUAAGAAACAUCCUAAUGACUUUACUAUUACGGACAGAAGAUUGAUAAGCCAUUAGGGAAUCAACGAAAGAUCUUUCACAAUCAUGCCCAAAAUUUAGUCGGGUCAAGUUAUCUUAUCAAGUAAGGGAAAGGUAUAGUCAUCUUUUCGAUUUUUUUCUCACGUUUUAGUACGCAAUCUUUUUUCAAAACAAACUUCCAGUCUCAAGUCUUUGCUGUGGGAGAGAUAGGAUCAGCCGAAAGUGAAUAUGAAGCUCAGUAACUAAUUAGUGUGCGAGGUAAAUGUGUUAAUUAUUGUUCCGUCCAGUCCAUAACGAGGAAAGGUUAAUAGCGGAUGUAUUGGUUUUUGAUCGACUUUCGGAGACUAGCUCGCCCUUGGACAAGAAACGAAAAUAAACUAAACUGAAAAUCGUUUCCCUGAGUAAAUAAGUAAACGGGAUGUUGCUGUCUGGAUUUGAUCGAUAGUACAAGAUAGUUGAGGUAUUGUGACGGAUAGAUAGGAUUAAAAUGACACCUGAAAAUGACGUUUUCAAACAAACGUAUAACGCCAAUUUUAAUGAUGCUAAGCAGCUGUCGCCGCUCGCUCUGUCCUGGCUAUGCAAACCUGACACGAAUGUCAUUUUUAGUCGUAUAAAGUAGACCAGCGACAUUACAGAGACCUUUCCUCGUUUUUUUUUUUUUUAGCUUUUAGUGACAUGGAUAAGUUAAGGAAAAUCCCUCAAUUUCGCUGGAAAGAGUGCCUUUAAAUUAGUAAAAUUUCCAAAUUUGAAAGUGAUUUGGGAAAAACUAAAAAACGAAGAUAUGGCUCCUUAAAGCGUGGCGAGACUUACAGACGUUUGUAUAGCCUGCGUGGCAGGCGUUCGAAAGUGAAGGGGAAGGGAAUUAGGGCACGAGAUCGCGCGAGGGAGGAGGGAGGAAGGGAAUUCCUUUCCUUUCUCCCUCGCCCGCCCAAAGAAGUAGUGGGGAGAAGUUGAUAAAACAUCCAACAAAUUCAUCUUGUGUGAUCAUGUCCGUAAUUCUCAUGACCGCUCUGUUUUACAAAGCAUUGAUAUCAUCACAAGGAGAAAUUUGGUGCUGAUCACUCUUAGGGCUUAAAGGAUUAAGACAUAUGCCUUCAAACUUGACUUUAAGGUGCUCUUUCCAAUGAUGUCGACGGAUUUUCCCUAACUGGUCUAUGUCAAAAGUUGAAAAAACAGUAGAGGGGUCUAUGAUUGUAAAGCUUAGUUCUCAAAUGCCACCUACCCGCCUGCGAUACUGCCUGAGAUACUUUUCCGACAUAUUAGAACAAAAGCCAUCGCACCGCUUUUUACCUCCGGUAUGGGGCUGGCACACAGUAUACUAAACAAAAAUUGAAAGUCAGUUUUAUCAGGCAUGCCGGCGAUAAAGGCUGCGAUGGCCUCUGUUACUGUGACUUCUACUCUCUCAUCGGAACACUGGGUAUCCUAAGGGGUAUUGGUGGCCAUUCAGUUCGUAGGUAGGUUUACGGCAUGAGAGAACAGCAGACCGAACCAACCAAAUGAUUCUAGCUUAGGUUUUGUUUUAUGAUGCUGGUAAUUGGUCAAAUAUUUUCUCCGAAUAGCCCGUUCGGGAGAGUUAAUAAAGAUACAAUACAAUACAUUCUAUAUUACCGUUUUUAUUCGAAUUAGCGCCCAACCUCGAAUCAGCGCCCACCUCGAAUAAGCGCCCAUCCUAAAGGCAGAAAAAGUUAAUAAGCGCCCAGCCUUGAAUAAGUGCCCACCCCACCAUACCCACUUGGGUGACAACGAGAUUGAAAUUGAAUAAGUACUAAUAUAAAGAGACUUUCCCGAAGACGGAGUUUUCUUCAGAGUAGGGGUAGUUUACAGAAACCUUGCUUUGUUACAUCUUCGCGUUUCGUUAUUACCAUUUUAUUUGUUUUGUUGCAAAAUAAACACACUACACUUGCUGAAAACGGUGGAAAUUUAAUAAGCGCCCACUCUCAAGGUCCAAGUGAAAUUUAAUAAGCGCCCAAGGCGGUUAAUCGAAUAAAUACGGUACAUGAGAUAACUUAAUUUGCUUCCGUCGUGGGCUUACCAAAAGAGACAAAAUUGUACAGAGUAAAAUUACCAUUAGCUAGGAAUUGCAAUUUACCAUGCUCUCCGAACUAAAUCUGAAUAUCUGUUUUUCUCAUGACUUGAUUAAGGAAAAAUAUACUCGUCUAUCUUGAGUGGACGUUUCAUUUAUUCCCUCAUCGAAAAGUUCCUUUUCUCUUUAAGAAACGGAAGGUACAAGCAAAAAUGCGAUGCCCCCAGGUGACCCUCUUGAAGGUAAACUGAAGGCUUCUUACUUUACGUCGGUAGCUCGAAACUUUUCUCAUCUGACUAACAUACCUGAGGCCUACGUCCAUUUUUGCCAACCUCUCUUCGGCGCUACGUCGCUUGACAGGUAUUAAUAUACUGCUACUUUAUAAUAUCAAAGCUUACACGUAAAUGAAAGAAGUCGUAACAAGGAUUUGAGAUCACACUUGGGAAUUGAACACGAGACCUUCCACAGAAGACUAAUAUGCGUUUGCAAAACUCGCAAAAUCUUCCAAUGUGCCCAGAUGAUAUAUAUUAAAGUGCAGACAAAAAUCAGCACAGCUUGAAGCAUGUAGUACGUUUGUCUUCCGUUGUCUCCCCACUUCGUAUUCGGGCAGAGUUAACUUGCCAUUUUCUUCUUUGGUCGCGUACCCGUAGAAUAACGGAGCGCAAACAACUAUGGCCACUAUCCACAGAAUUUUGAUCACGAUAGUUCAUUGUGCAACGCUCCGAUUGCUCGCUAGACUGGUUGAUCUGACCGAGCGAGAUCUUUCAUGACUGAUUGCAACUAAGGUCAAUAGCGGUGCAACAAAUCUCGAUAAGCGUACCUUGUAUUUUGCACAAACUAUUGCCUCCGGGCCAGUCCUCCAGGAAGAAGUAGGACACAUCGACUGUUGAGAGAAUGGCGAAUAAAAGAUCCGCGGCGGCUAAACUGGAUAUGUAGCAGAGGAGAAUGGAUCGCGACGAGCAAUAUUUCCUAUAGCAAGUUAGAAGCGCCAUUAUGCAACUGCAUUAUGUUACCAAAGAACGCGACAUGACAGUAAAAAGCACUGCGUAGAGAAUGACAUAUCCCACGAUAAAUGCUAAAGGAUACUUGGUCGUUUCAGGAGUAGGACUGACAGUACUAUAUCCCGACCCAUGCUUACAGUAAAAGAUAGGGCGAAAACCCGUACAAGGGUAAAAAUGGUGAGUAAGACAAAGGUCGGGAGACAGGUGUGGGCGGGUGGGGCUGGAAAGAUUAGGGUGUAACCCUAAACCGCACAGUCCCCGAAGGCUGUAAGUACGACUUCCAGCAGCCGGAGCGUUGAGUAAAAAGACGUAAUCUCCAAGGGAGAUAGUAUCUUUCACAGUGUGCAUGAGUCGAGACAGCACUAUAUCCCGAACCAUGCUUACAGUAAAAGAUCGGACGAAAACCCGUAUAGCCGGUCCUUUGGAUUCGCAUUCUACCUAACUAGCCCCAGUAUCAAAAAUUCCAAUCUCACUCCCACUCCAAAGCGUUUGCAGCGGUUGUGUGUCUGUCUAGUAAGUUCAAAUGACACAAAAUUACGUGCUCAAUGUUUCGCAUUUCUGGGUUGUAUAUCUAGCAAGGAUGUUUAAUGACAUCAAUUAGAUUGCAUGCUCCAUGCUUCACUUUUCGGGGUGACUUGCGUAGCGUUGGAGAAGUCACACAGGAUAGAUUCGGAGGAAAGCAGGUUCGAAACCUUGAAGAUGAUUGAGUUCCUCGUAGCGGGAGGAUGUGUCUGGUGAAGCCUGGGCCAUUCGUGCCCCAACGCUAUCAGGUAGGAGCGAUUUGUGGAGCUGCAAGUAAUGCCUAGCUAUGCGAUGAGAUUUCCAGCCUACAUGUUCCAUGAUGUCGUCCAAAGCACUUCCAGUAAGUGCCAUGGUAAUGCUCCACCACAGAGAAAACUGUAAAGGGGCUUGUUGGAGAGUCCGGCAGCUUCCAAGUCGCUCUUUAGCCGAGCUUCGGCAGCGUCUGUGGAGAAAACAUGGAAAAGAACGGCGUUGCGGCGAGUGGCACGGAAGAGAGGGCCUCUGUGGACGGAGAUCUUAAUGGUGGUACGUAUAGAAUUAUAAUCGUCUAACGCCUGUACAGGGCAAAUGGCGGAAUUGAGAUGCCUCGCCACGGCAAAGACCCGGGAAUCCCCAGAGCAGAGUGUCUUCCCGAAAACAUGAAUAAUAUUGACUUCCUUUGUCGAUCGGAAAUCGUAAAAUUUCAGUUGCCUUGAUGUGUGCGAGGUUCGAUGGUCGAUCGCCAGAAAAGAAAUGUAGCUUAAAGUAGGCCAGAUCUCUAGCCUGAAUGUAGAGAUGGAUGGGGUACGUAGUCGCCGUGUGCAGUUUAUAGUUUAUCAUUUCACAUAGGGCUACUAGGUCACCAAUAAAAAGCCGCUUGGCUUGUCUCGGGGUGGCCCUAGCACUAAACUGUUCCUCUGUCAUCGCUUUAAGGUAGCGCUUGACCGAGGGAUGUGCAGCCGGAUUGCGUGUUAAAAUAUCCGUAAUUGUAAUGCCUGUGGCUUUCAGAUGAUCACGUAGAAUAGCUCGUAAUUUACCAAUUUACGAGUCAACCGUCUUAAAGGCCAGACGACGUGGGCAACCGCAGGAAAACAAGGUUUUUGAGCUACUCCCUUGAUGUGUACAACUAUUCUGGUGAACUUGGGGUUUGGAAUCUUUGUCCUUCCAGAUCAAAAAAUAGAUAAUAUCUCUCGGAGAUACGUGGUCAAGAGACUUAGGAGGGGAUGACCUUGCCAGAAAAAAAGUAAAUUCAGUCUCCAAAGCACUGAGUUUUCGUCUGUACUCAGAAGAUGCGAGAUGGUUCUCUAAUGCAUCCCAGCGUGCUGCGAGAGGUUUUGAGUCAAUAGGGGAAUCCUUGUUGACAGGGAUGUCUCGCUUACGUGGUGUGCCACAUUGUUGACAUUACAGAAAGUAUAGGUCGUUCGGCGCGAAGCAGUGAGAACACUCCGUUUGAAUGACAGGUUUCCAGAUUGUAUAUUGCUGGGGAGCAGACUAGAAACAAAAAGGAGAGAGGAAAGAGGUAGUAUUGUUUAAAAUAGAUCUCCUUCCAGUCGGAAAACCCAUAGAUCCCAUGGCAAGGAGAGUUGGCGUGGCUCAUGAAACCCGUGGCGUUUGGACGGCCAGAGAAGAACCUCGUGGUUCCCCUUUUUUGCUAAUGAGUACCUUUCGUUUGCGCAUCUGCGCAGCACACGGGCCACCAGUAUAGUCUAGAGAUGAGAUCUGGACUAUAACUGUUGCCUUCGCCUUGGUGGUUACACUGGACGAAAAAACGGAUUUACUAAUGUUUGCGAAAGGUGCAAAUAUGUGGUAAAUUUGGAGCUCCAAAUUUGCAUUACAUUUGCGCUGUCGGCUAAGGUGUGGGCAAAUACAUAUAUUUGCUAGAUAGGUAUUGAUACGCAAAAGUGAAGUAAAUGUAAUGGUUUGAUACAAAUUUGAUACAUAUUUGCAGCAUGGACAAAUCUUCAACAUUUCUACCAGUUUACUCAAAUUUACAUCCUUGGCAAAAAUGACAGUUUUCACUUUACUUCAAAUGCAGGCAAAAAUAUUGCAAAACCCCUAAUUUGCAGUGGUAUUUGCUCUUGUUUUUCCAGGAUACCAAAAGAACACUUUUGCAUGUGGUUUACUCGUAUUUGCCUUAAGAGCAAAAACAAUAAAUUUCUAGACAUUUGGCUGUGUCAUAAAUUUGCACAUUUGCAUCAUAAUUAUCCAUAUUUGCAAGGGGAGCAAAUAUAGUGAGCUGCAUAACAUUUGCUGACAGUCAAAGGUGAUGUGCAUGUGACAUUUCCUAUAUGUUUGAUCCGUUUUGUGACUAAAGUAAAUUUCCAAUCUCAACUGUAACAUUACAUUGUUACAAUAAAAUUUUGUACACGCUGUGAGACUCCGCCCAGAGGUCCAACCCCUUACAUGCAUCUUUCCUGUUAGCUGUUUUAUGUGCACUGUCAUUUUAAUAUAAAGGAAUCAGUGACCAGUUAAUUUUUUUUGACAAUUUUACAUUCACAAAUUUCUUCUGUUAGUCUUUUUACAGAACGAAAUGACAGAUAGUCUACCCUGUCACAUACUUUAACUCAGGAAAUCCCUAUCCUUUCAUACCUGAAGCAUGAAAAAGGUGUCCCUUUCUGACAGCGCCCCUGGCAUAAACCUUUCCCGGGCUACUAAUUUAAAGCAAAUACACUAAUUCAAAUCCACUCGUUAUUAAGGUCCAGUAGUCAGAUCAUUGAUGCACUGUAUUUCCUACAGUCAGGGCCAUAGCCAGUAUGAGGCAAACCGAGGCACUUGCCUCUGUCAUUUAAGGUUUGAUCUUGGCAGUGUUUGGUUUCAACGUAGCCAUCAUAAAGACCCUGAAUAGCUAGGCGGGGAAUUCAACCAUGGAUAUUGCCUCAGUCCUUAUUUUUUUCUGUCUACGGCCCUUGAACUUGGGAUACAAGGAGGAUCUACAGGAGCUACCGGUCGAAUUGUCAAAUCCUACCUGACAAAGCCCCAACCCCCCCCCAAUAAACAAUGAACAGACCUUUAUUGGGUUACAGGAUCACAGGAACUCUGAGUUGGCCUUAGAUCAUGAAAAGUCUAGAGCUAUAAAAAAAAACUAAGGUGGUGAAACAAAUUAACAUGCAGCCUUUAAACUUCUGGACUGGGUUGCUCAAAGAUGGGUUAAGAUAACACAAGGUUAGGUCCAGUGGUCAGAUCAUUUACUGUAUUUUUUGUACAUCAUACUAAAAAUCAAAUUUGGUCCGAAAUAAAAAGUUUUGUGGAUUUCAAACUCAGUGUUGUGAUUAUUCACUUGUACAUAAUUUCCUCAUGGCCAUUUAACCAACAAACUUAAUUCAAUUUAAAACCAACAAUUUUAGUUUAACCAGUAUUUGUUGUAGUUUUGACUGCCCACCUAGAGAUGACCACAUCUCGAUGGCCGGCUUCCUAAAAAUGACCACAUUUUGAAAACCCAACAGCCAAUACUACAACAAAAUAUGGUGAAACUGCUCACAAUUUUAUUUGAACAUUAACUCAGCUGACAAAUUUAUGAGAGCCUAAUUUUUCUUACUUUGUUGUUUGCAACCCUGAGUUUGAGUUUCACUGAUUUUAAUGUUGAUUUUGAGUUUUACUGUUCAUUAAGUACUACCUAUUCAAUCCAAAAAAGUCAUAGCAUUUUUGCUGGCUAGAAUUCAUUGAAGCCUAGUUAUUUGCUUGGGAUACAAGGAGGAUCUACAGGAGCUACCGGUCGAAUGGUCAAAUCCUGCCUGAAAGCCUCCCCCCCUGCACAAUAAACAAUGCACAGAUCUUUAUUGGAUUACAGGAGCUCUGAUUUGGCAUUGGAUCAUGAAAAGUCUAGAGCUAUAAAGAAAAAACUAAGGUAGUGAAACAAAUUAACAUGCAGCAUUUAUCCUUCUGGACUGGGUUUGCUCAAAGAUGGGUUAAGAUAACACAAUGUUGGGUCCAGUAGUCAGAUCAUUUACUGUAUUUUCUGUACAUCAUACUAAAAAAUCAAAUUUGGUCCGAAAUAAAAAGUUUUGUGGAUUUCAAACUCAGUGUUGUGAUUAUUCACUUUUUUCAUAAUUUCCUCAUGGCCAUUUAACCAACAAACUUAAUUCAAUUUAAAACCAACAAUUUUAGUUUAACCAGUAUUUGUUGUAGUUUUGACUGCCCACCUAGAGAUGACCACAUCUCGAUGGCCGGCUUCCUAAAAAUGACCACAUUUUGAAAACCCAACAGCCAAUACUACAACAAAAUAUGGUGAAACUGCUCACAAUUUUAUUUGAACAUUAACUCAGCUGACAAAUUUAUGAAAGGCUAAUUUUUCUUACUUUGUUGUUUGCAACCCUGAGUUUGAGUCUCACUGUUCAUUAAGUACUACCUAUUCAAUCCAAAAAAAGUCAUAGCAUUUUUGCUGGCUAAAAUUCACCUGAAUCCUGGUUAUUUGAUCUUGGGAUACAAGGAGUGGGGUUGUGGCUUCCCCAAAAAAUUCUGAUGAAGAGAGGGUCUUCAUAUACAGGAGCUACCGGUCAAAUCCCACCCAACAAAGCCCCCCACCACUCCUUAAAAAAUGAACAGACCCCUACUGGGUUACAGGAGCUCUGAGUUGGCCUCGGAUCAUGAAAAGUUAUAAGCUAUAAAGAAAAAACUAAGGCGGUGAAACAAAUUAACAUGCAGCAUUUAUCCUUCCAGGCUGAGUUGUUUAAAGCUGGGUUAAGAUAACCCAAGGUUAGUACAAAAUAUGAAUUCAGAUAUGAAAGUUUUAAAAACAAAUUCAUUUGAAUUCCUUUUGUCUACAAUUUGGUGAUUUGAUACUUAAAAAAAAGGGAAAAUUAUCUAACAAAAUGCUUUUGAUUAAAAGGAAAAAGAAACGCAGGUUAAAAUCUAACACUGGGUUAGUGCUAAUCGGUCUUUGGAACAACUGGGCCCCGCUCUUUUUUUAGGUCCAAUUCUAAAUCACAUAACCACUUCGAAGUGAGCCAAUGGUACAUAACCUGGGCAUGUGUUACAUUCCCCUUCUGUCAUUUGAUAAUAGUAAAGCCUAGGGUCGCACAAUGGGCAGGGAUCUCCAAUUACUAAAACUAAAAAUUCAAAAUGACACAGUAACUGUUGUAUACAGUUACAGAGGGCCCACACUACCUCCCCUUUACAUUAAGUAAAUACGCUACAACAAAUCUACUGGACAAAGGUCCAGUAGUCAGAUCAUUUACUGUAUUUUUUCUACAUCAUAACAUUAUUAUUAAAAAGCUAACAAUAACAAGGCCACCCACAGUACCUUAAAUUUGGUUAAAAAAAAAAAGGUUCUGUGCAUUUCAAAGUCAGGGUGAGAUUAUUCACUUGUACACAAUUUCCUCAUGGCCAUUUAUUCAAGAAACUUCACAUCAAAACUGACAAUUUUGUUCUUACCGCUAUUUGUUCUAGUUUUCACUGACUAUACCUAGAGAUGACCACAUCUUGAUGGUAAGCCUCCUAAAAAUGACCACAUUUUGAAAGCCCAACAGCCAAUACUACAACAAAUGGUGAAAUUGCUUUGUAUUUCAUAUCAUUUGUGAAUAGAAACUCAGCACAGACAUGAAUGAAUAAUUUCUUUGCUGCUCUUUACAACCCUGAUUUUGAGUUCAAUAUGAUUUGUCUUUUUAAACUGCUCAAACAGACUGGCGAGAUUUAUAUCAGCCUUCACUCAACAACAAUAACAUCAGGUGCAUUUCUUCACUUAAACCUAAACUUCUUAGACCAACGGGGUUUACACCAUCAAUAUUAUUAUACUCUUUUACUAAAUGAGCUGAAUUUUAAUAGAUUUAUUUAGAAAAGGAAUUCACCCAGUAAGAUGACUUUUUGAUUUUCCUUUUUAAAUAGGAAUAUGAUUUUUUAUAAUUGCUGGACAAAAAAAAGGUUCCAGCUAAAAAUUUGUUUUGAGCAGUGACAGUAAAUCUCAACUUUGGAUCUGUCUGAAGGCAUUUUCUUUGCCCUUCCACAAAAUCACUUUCUACUUUCACUUUGCCAGAAACUUUUGCCAUGACUUAGUAACGCCAAGUGAAAACAUAAUAUCUGAGGCAUAUUUCUUAAGCUAUAUGUCAGUGCUAGUGAGCAGUCAUGGACUGCUGUUUUGAAGGGGCAUCCGAUAGCAAGAUAGGCUUUCCAAAAUCAAUGAGCAUUGGGUGGUACAUAUUGUUUACCUCUGUAAGAAUAAUGUUGUCACUCUUUAUAUCUCUGUGGGGAAACCUCUAUGAGUGCAAAUGUUCUAUAGCUUCACACAAUUUCAGUACAUUAUGUUCCCAAGAGAACACUGUGAAAGGGACAUGGAUUUCCUUAGCAGGGCACCGCACAAAGAACAAGAAAAAUAAUAUUGUAAAGAUGGUAAAAAUAUAACCCAAGGAAGUACAUGUGAGGUUUCUGUUUUUGUGACAUUUACCCCAAACAGAUGGGGUAUUGAUGGAUGGGAGCAUUCAGUAUAUAAGCUUCAAUUCUGUCAUCUUGUGAAGAGGAAAAAAUGAUUACUGUAAAUAAAUUGAGACCCACUGGAAUACCCCUGUAGCAUUUCUUCAUGCACAGACCACAAACAGCUUCCCCAUGUUGAACCUGUAUUUCAUUGACCUCUUUAUCUUUUGGAGAGUUCAGGUGAUGCAACUCAAUUUCAAGAACAUUGGCAAUAACUCCUGUACCACUCAAGGAAGAAUCUGAAACAAAUACACAAAAAAGUCACUAAACCCACUAAAAAUAACUGUUAACUCUACCUUUAUUGAUAAUAUUGUGAAAUUAAAUGAAUUAUGUUACUUGUGUUGCCAUUAUCUUUAUGAACAUUAUAAAUACACAUGUGGCACAUUUUAGCAUUUUUGACCUUUUGACUCAGCUUACAUGUACAGCUGUAUCAUUAUAAACUAUUAUAAACAAAACAACCUUGUAUAUGAAAACAUGACAAAACAAAACAGAAAAAAAUGACAGUAACGCAUAUAACAUAAAGGCUCCACCCUACCCCUGUCAAAAUCAAUGGUACAUGUACAGGUAUUACGCUCAAUAUGUCAAUAUAGCGCCAGAGGUAGUGUAAAUUACUCAAGCAAUUAAUCUUGAGCUACUUCUGCCAAAUACCAAUAAAUUAGCAUUUUAACAUUGCAUAACUACAUAUUUUGCUGACUUAACACCACUUAAAUUUUUCAACAAGGCUUUUUUCAGCUGGAUCACUACAAUACGCACGCGACACGCGCGCUCAUACAUGCUACAAAUGUAAAUAUGGAUGCAAAUGUAGUUUAUUCCCGGUUAUAACAUAGAUGUGGCAGUAGAAGCACGAUAUACAAAGCAAAAUACAUCGACUUUACCUUUUAAAUUUCGAAUAUCCUUGAGAAGAAAUCCAGCAACAUAGGCAAUCUCUUCCUCCCGCCAAAUCGCCAAAAGACCGCGCGCCCGAUUUCCCAAGCAUUUGCGCCUCAGUGGUGCUGGUCAGCGACAGUCUGCAUAACCGUUCGAAAACGAGGCACAACAAUUGAAAUUCGUCGACCGUUAACACGUUCCACUGCCAUCGAUUUGCCAUCAGCUUUUACUUCGUACGUUUAACGCCAUAUUUAUCAAGAGGUUUCGAAUUUUCCUUCUUUGUGGGGUUGACUGUCGAGUAUGGAGGAAUCGGCCAGUCUUAUUUGUUCGAAUUUAUCGAACGAAUGUGUCCUCGAAGAACUUAUAAAAAUAAUCGCUCGAACUCGAGGGAACUGCAUACUUAUAGAUCCUUCGACGAAAAUCCACCAUGAAAGGCAUCUAGAUAGCUCCAUCGGUGACGAUCAAGUAGUAACGAGUGGAUCCAAGAAAGCAGCCGUUAGUACUUAGUAAAUAGACUUCGGUGAAUCGAUGCUGUUUUAAUUAGCAGACAUUGUAAAACUAAGAAGAGGCAGGAGAAAUGUUGAGGACAAACAAAUGCUGAGGGAGCAACUAAUCGGGAGUAAAAGAAAUGCUCAGUAAGUAUAAGAAAGUUCGUUGUUACUGUUAAGCCAUUAAUGAUGCUAUUUGAUAAUACCUACUGGCUACAUUUGCAUUCCAAUAUUCAGUAAUCAACAAGGACCACCCCUUCUCCUGAAACUUUAUUUGUCCUGUUGUUGUAAAAAAUACUGUAAUCUUUUGUUUGGUUGUUCUCUUCAGAUAAAUGGUCUUGGAAAAUUUAAUAAGAAUUGUAGCAAGUGUUAAUUCCCCUCUAUUAGGCCAAAAUUAACCUUAUCCUCUAGUGCCUACUUUCUCCAAAGGCUUUUCCAAAAUUUAAAAGGGGAGUAAAGGUAGUGACUGCCAUGGUGCUGAAAACAUAGUGUAGCUAGAAUUUAGAUCAUGGUACCCUGCUUUCACUGAUUGUUUUUUAUGAUCACCCCAUGUAAGGGAUUCUGGAAUCCGGGAAAUUUUUGCUUAUGGAAUCUAGAAUUCGGGCAAUUUUUGUUGCGGAAUCCUAAAUUCUGAGCUUUGAAACCUGAUAUACAAGUCAAACGAUUGGAAUCCAGAAACCAAGCAAUCCACUGAAAAAGGUUCCGGAAUCCGCAGCGUGGAAUCCAGAAUCUAAAACUGUCUUGGAUUCCCUCAUAUGAGGCAAUUAUAGUAUAAUUAAACUUUUGUUCCCAAGAUACACUGUAAGUGAUGACAAUAUUGCAGAAGAAGCAGGUUCAUGAAGUUUUAAGUAAUAUGUCAAUAAUGUUGUUAUGGUAGUGAUGUAGUGGGACACUCACUAUAAAAUUAAUACAAUGAUUUACCUGGAGUCAAUUGUCUUGUUACAAAAGGGUUUCUCGCAUUCAUUUUUUCGUUUUGUUUUUGCUCAAAGAAGGUCUUAGUUUUAACAGGUACAGUGUAAUCAGGAUUAUGAUGACCGCUUGGGGUUAGAUUUGAGACAUGAAAGUUACGAGCCAGCAAUUUGUUUAAACUAGUUAAUUUUGAUAUCAGUUAACUUAGGAAAUAAGUAAGUUUAGUCACCUAGUGUGACUGCAGCCAGUAAUAAUACAUGUAAUAUCUAAUAGCAACCUUUUUUGCUAUAAAAGGUUAGAAUAUUUAGACAGAAAAGGACAAUAGUAUUUUUCAUGACAAGCAUCUACAGCUUUAGUUUCAAUAUUAAUGGUCUAAAUUAUGUAUAAUUUCUGUUUGUUGCAGAAAAAGCUGAAGAGACAACCCUUUUCCAGUCAACCUCUAUUUCGAAGAAGGAUUGUUGUAAGUUCAAAGCUUGUAUAAUUGUGGAGUACAUGUCUUCAGAGCAAGGCAAUACAGACCAAGGAGAUGACAAAUCCGAGAAAAGUGCUUUGCAGGAGGCCUCUAGCAUGGAGGAGUCAACAACUUAGCCUGUAAAAACCUCUUUGCCAAGCUGAACAGUAAAGCAAAAUUAAAACAGUCACAUGUAAGCUUGUCAUUACUCAAUGACAAUAGAAAGGACUAAUGGCUUCUCCUCAGAGCAGGAGGCACCAGAUAAUGCUCCUGAAUUUGCUUUGUGAUAAGGAAAUAUAAGUUAAUCCAAGGCUCUUAAAGAAAUUCCAGAUUAUUUAUGACUGGUCAUACUUACAGGUACAUGUACAUGUAGCUCUGCAAAUACAGUAAUCCUUUAAUCACUCUCUGUUUAUGACACUGUUUUUUAGAAAAAGAUAAAUCUGUGUAAACAGUGCAAAUCCUGAUGGUGUUGAUUUGUCCUGAGAAUUCUGGUGGCAGGUAGAUCAAAUUGGUUGAUGUGAUAAAUUUUUCAUUAGAAUCCUUUGGCUAUUGUUUGCAAGUAAUGUACCAGUCAGCAGGUUAAAAAGGCCAAUUAAUGUACAAAUGUUUCUUUUAAAUCUGUUUGCUUAACUGCAGGCAUUUGAGUUCUGCUGGCACCACUUCACAGUACAUUUGUACCGAUUACAGCAAUUGCAACUGACCUGCUUGAACAAAAAAACAAAACAAAUUUAGGUACACCCUGCUUUUUGUCAUGAUUUGUUACGGAAUUUUGCAAAGGAUUGCAACAUGACUCAAGAAAAAGAGUAAUGAGAGACAGCAGUGUAGUUAUUUUGCAGGCUAGCCAGAUCAACCUUUUGUACUUCACACACGUACAUGUAUACUGAGUUUAAAAUAAUUAUUAGCUUCUUUCAUUGGGACCAACUACAGUGACAAUGGUAAUGUUGACAUGCUGUGGAAUACUUAUAGCUGGUCAUUACUUUCAUGACCCUCAAUUUUCUUAGAACGGGGCAAGUACUAGAAGCUCCGGCUGGUACUUCCUCUAAGAGCAUAUCCAAUACUAUACAGGAACCAUUAGCAACGAAAAUGAAGUUAAAGAAGUCUGAUCUGAAUUUGAAUAGCUGUAUGUACCUAAACUAUUUCUUAGUUUGCUAAAUGCUAUAACCCAGUUGUUAUACCAGCAAAAAUUGUAAAUUGGUAGCAAGAAUUAGGCCUUUCAUUCUGAUAGAGCCUAAAGAAAAAAAUGCCACCAGAAUCAAAUUUUGUUUAAUCUGUAAAUAGCAAUAAAUACAAAAAUACUAAUUAUUUAUUAAAAUGGUGUCUUGAGGGUUCCAUCUAGUUGAAACAGGAUUUGGUUCUUAGAUACAAAAGUUUAAGUAAGAAAUAGUCUUGUCAUAAGUAAAUUAAUAAUUGGUCCAAGGGUGAAAGGAUUUUUAACCUGUUUCUGAGUUGCAAAAACCUAAAGAACUGAAACAGGUUUGAGGCAACUCUGAAACACCUACAGCUGUAUGUAGAAUAUCUUACACAUUUAGAUGAAGAACACUUUUCUUAUAAUAUUAAUAGUUAAUAAUGAUCUGAUAGAGCAUAGAGUGGAGACAAGUAAACAUCAACGAACAGUAAAAUUGGGAAUUAAUAUGAAGAGCUGUAUGUACAGCUUUAUACUGUAGUUUGUAAUGUCUGUAAUAAUGUGUAAGCCACUUUGGUUUAUGGAAUAAAUCAUUUAAACAUUAAUGGAAGGUCACUGCUAGAAUUUCUUUCAGUAACUUUAAUGUUUGAUUAAUUAUGGCCACUUGUUAAGAACCUGAAGUGAGCCAUAUUAUAAUUAAAAAUAUUUUUAAAAUUUUAUCGCAUUUGCUACAACCCAAGCAAACUCGUUUAAACCUUGGAAUUUACAUUUGCCACUGGAGAAAACGUGCUCAAUUUUAUGGGUUUGAUGACAUUUGCUACCUGAGCGAAAAAUUGUACAAUACUAACAGUUUGAUCAGAUUUGCCGCCCAAGCAACUUUGUUCAAAACUUGACUUUUGACCACAUUUGCCGCUACAAGCAAAAUUUUGUGUUUGAUCAAAUUUGCACACCCUAGAAAAUUUGUUCAAAGUUUAGGUUUGCUAACAUUUGCUUCGUGAGCAAACAUGUUUAAUACAAAGAGUUUGGUUACAUUUGCCAUGCAAAGCAAUCUGGUUCAAUUAUGAAAAUUUGAUCACCCAUGAUAACCCAAGCAAACAUUGUUCAAAUUAGAUACUUCGCUCACAUUUGCAAAGCUGCGUAAACGUUCUGAAAAUAACAGGUUUACAUGCUUUUACAUCUAAAGCAAAAGCUGUGCAAAACAGCAGAUUUGCGCUAUCAUUUGCGUAAUGUGCAAAUAUAGUUCAAAGAAACAUAUUUGCCUACACAUUUGAACCAUCUGCAAAUGACCCUCAAAUCCAUGGCUGCCCUUAUCUUUGCACCAAGAUGUAAAUGUUGUGCAAAUGUGGCAUUUACCGUCAUUGCUACAGAUAGCAAAUCUAGUGCAAUAUCAGUCUUUGCUCUUGCGCAAAAUUGUGCAAAUGUGGUAUUUGCUACACAUUUGCUGUAAUUUGGCUACCCUAGUAAAUCCAUUUUUUCGUCCAGUGUUAAUAGGUGUUGAAUUGCGGGGGCAAUGAGGAAUAUAGGGGGAAAACAAUAACCGUUUUCCUCCCGUAGCAAUGUUGGAGAGACUGGUGAAUGCCACAUUAUGAUGCAACAGCUAAUGCAAAUACAAUAGACGAAUAGGUCUAUUUGUUUUCCAGGCCUGAUCUAUUGUGAUCGAACAUGAUUGCUAUUUUUGUGUGUACAAAUAAGACUAUUAACUCGAUGUAAAAUUUGUUUCACUCUUGGACUGUCAAAUUAUUUUUCUCUAAAAUCACUUAGCUUUUGUCUCAAAAGUCACAUGAAUGUGCCCUGAUCUGUGGAUUACAAGUUUAUUGUUUGAUUUAAAUUAUGAAUUUAUUAACGGGAGCUUCGCUUUUAGCCCUGGCUAAAUCUAUAUAUUAAUAAGUUACUUACGGUCUGACGACUGUUCCUCCGGCCAAUAAGAUUUGAAUUUCAAAUACAUUCGGUUGAUGACAAAUUGACAAGGGCCGUUUUAAUUAUUCGGCCACAUCGAAAUCGUCUCAUCGUUUGUUAAAACGUUUUUCUUGCUCUAAAAGCUUUUCUUUCGCUUGAAGUGGCUAGUGGACCUUGUGCUUUACAAAAUUUAGGUCAUGAAAUUCAUUUAGAUGAAAAAUAGGACUAUGUUUUAGCCUACGUGUAGCCGCACCCCCAGGCUAGACUAUUUUCAAUAAAUGAUUAUAAAAUUCAGAAAAAAAAUCCUAUAUUUUGUGUGGUUUCUGUGGUUUCAAGAUUUAGGCUGUGAUUGGUCAGAUCAUAAUGAGCACGUCAGACAUAGUUUGAUAGGGUGUUUUCUAUUUUACUAUUUGACGGUCAUGAAAGAUACCUUAGCUGUAAUUAACUUCCGUGAAACAUCAAGUGAGUGAAUUAUGCGGUGUUUUCCUGAAGUAGCAGUUCUCGUUUUGUUUAUCUGUUUCUCUUCCACUGAUGGCUGGAGAAGACGUCGCCGCCGCAGAUGUGCUGUACGCAAUUGUGCAGUUAGCUCUUGGUCUUCCUGGAGUUCAUGUACUGCUAAUCAAUGUUUGCAAGGCGGAUCACAAAGACGAACAAGAUGGCAAGUAACUACUCCACUUUGUGGAGGAUUAGAAUGCCCCAGUAUGGAGGAGACAAGGCAGUGCUAUGGUACCCGAUCAGUGAACUGUCAGCUAAGUUCCUGGUCUGAGUGGAGUUCCUGCUCAACUCCUUUGGGUGUUUCUGGAAUUCAAACCAGCUCCCGUCACAGAAUAAUCACUGAACAGUGUGGUGGAACCUGCUCGACAACAUUUCGAAAAACGCGAAGUUGUCCUGAGCAAAGCUGCCUUAAUGGAGGGAGUUUACACUCCAAUGGAACGUGUUUUUGUAAUGAAGGCUUUUCUGGAGAUUGUUGUCAGAAAAAACUGCAAGAAGGUAAACUUAAAACAGAAGAGUAUUUGAUACACACUUUAUACUCAUCACCAGAUUACCAUUAAAUUCAGAACACAAUCACAUGUACAGUACGUCUAGCGUUUUCCCUCCGGGGCGAAUAUCUCAUUGCGACAUUCAAGGUUUUGAAAAACUUAAAAAGCUUUUCCUUCGGUUGAUAUUCUCGAUUCAAAGCCUAAUGCCAUGCCUUUUUUUAGUUUAACACGCUUUGAACAAAGUGAGUGGACCUAAGAUACAAAUAUCAAAAAACGAAAUACAAAAAGCUGACGCAAGCAGUAUCUUAUCUGAAUAUUCAAAUGUUAGAAACGGGGAAUAAAGAGUGAUAAAAUGCCAGUAGCUUUAUGGGAUGUCGGCUAUUCUGUUCUUUGAAUCCUUUCUGACCAUUUGGGGAUUUUGCGCCAGACAAAAGAAACUUCUCUUGCAUCUCUAAAAGCCUUUCGAGGAAGGUUCUGGGAAAUCCGCACAACCUCGAAAGAUAUUGUAGGGUAUUGUAGGUAAGUUCUUACUUCUCCAUUUCUGAGAAACCUGAGAACCGAAGCUCCAAGUGUUAAAAACGUUACAAAAAAGCAACAAAAAGGAGGGUUCGAUAGCUAUAGUUUUGGGACUUACCCAAACAAUUUACCUCAUAUAAGAUCGUUUACUUCUUAAUUUCUAAACAUAGUUGUUUACCAAAUAUUUACAAAAAUUAGCGCAUAAAACGUAGGUUUGGCACGUAAACUCUUCAGACUAAGAUAGCCAAUUUGAUUUUGCAGCAACGAGUUGACCAACGCUUAGUUGUUUUCUUGAAUCUGUUGCAACCAUCAGCCCAUUUCACGUUUCAAAAAACGCCGUCGUUCACGAUCAUAUAGCUGCUUACCUAACAUCACUGCCGUGUAUAGACUAGGCAUCGUCGGUUUAAUGAAUUUAUUUAGUCUUUGACUCCUUGAUCGUUUUCCAGAAUGUCGCAUGUACUUUGCGUUCUCCGACAACCUUUCUCGAAAUAGCUACGUAGGCGAGCAACCGAGUGGCUAGCCCACCUUCUCAUAUAAACACAAUAAACGUUUUUUGAACCGAGCCAGCCUGGCUAAGCUCACUUCCUUCAAACACACCCUGAAAGUUCCUAGCGCAGUUUUCUUAAUCUGAAGUUUAAAAACCCGGCUGAAUUUGUUUGGGCGAUGCCGCUUGUCUUACAGUUUCUAAUGCGUACCGUGCUACUAAACUCAAUUCCCCUCUAAACUUUUAGGUGAGAAAAACGAUGAAAAAGGAAAGAGCGACGAAAGUUUAAACGGCAAUGGAACAUGUUUGUGUAAAGAGUUGGAGGGCUAUUCUGGAGACUGCUGUAAGAAAGAACUGCAAGAAGGUAAACUUUAA
Molecule: messenger RNA, 19083 nt
Organism: Porites lobata
Lineage: Eukaryota; Metazoa; Cnidaria; Anthozoa; Scleractinia; Poritidae
Source: the annotation of a GenBank genome assembly